CGGGCUUUUGGGGGCCACGAAGAAAAGGAAGGACAAGCCCAGCACUUGGCACGGUUCCCUUCGAGGAGCAGGACAGGCCUGGCGGGCCUUUCCCCUCAGCUUCGUCUCUUCUGCAUCGUCUCUUUCGGAUGAAGAAGAGGAGAACGAGGAACCCAGCGGGCCUUUCUGGCACUUUCUCCCUCCGCUUUGAGUCUUUGGAUUGAAAAGAAGGAGCCUAAGUGGGGAUUUUUGGCACUUUCCCCCCUCAGCUUUGUAUAUUCUGGGUGAAGAGAAGGAGCCCAAGGAAAUUAAUUUUAAUUUUUUUGCACUUUUUCCUCUCAGCUCCCUGUCUUUGGGGAGGCGCGAGAGCCUAGUGGAGGUUUCUCCCUCAGCUCUGCAUCUUUUGGGUGAGGAAAAAGAAGGCCAAGGAACCUUCCUCGCAUUUUUCCACCUCAGGAGAUAAGAAGAAGAGAGCCUCCCGGAGGUUUCUUGCGCUUUCUGCUCCCUCAGCUUUGAGUCUUUUGGGUGAAGAAGAGGAGGCCGAGGAGCCCAGUGGGGAUUUCUUUCCAGGAGGAAGCCGGUCUAAGAAGAGGAGGACGAGGAACCAAGCAGGCCUUGCUGGCACUUUUUACCUCAGCUUUGAGUCUUUUUGAGUGAAAAGGAGCCCAGUAGGGACUUCUUUCUUUGCUUUGUAUCAUUUGGGUAAAAAGGAGCCCAGGGAGAUUUAUUUUAUUUAUUUGCACUUUUUUUCCUUGUUUUUGAGGAGGAGAGAAAGCCUAGUAGAGGCUUCUUGUACUUUCUCCCUCAGCUUUAUUUCUUUCGGCUGAGGAAGAGGAGGGCGAGGAGCGGAGUGGGCCUUUUCUGCACUUUUCUCUCUCUGGGUUUGUGUCUUUCAGGCAAGGAAGAUGAGGAGUUAAAGCCCUUGGGUCUAAGAAAAGGAGGGCCAGGAGCCCAGUAGAUCUUUCUUGCACUUCCUCAGACAGCUUCGUAUCUCUUUGGAGAGAAGGAACCCAGCAGGACUUUAUUUCAGCUUUGGGUCUAAGCAGAGGAGAACGAGCCCAGUGGAUCUUUCUAGCACCUUUAGCCCUCAGCUUUGAGUCUUUCAGGUGAGGAAGAAGAGGAGGAGAAGCCCUUGAGUCUAGAGGAGGACGAGGAGUGGAGUGGGCUUUUCUCACACUUUUCCUCCUUGACUUUGUGUCCUUCAGGUGAGGAAGAGAUCUUUUCCUGGAGAUGUUGGGGAGCCGCCGCGAACGAGAGCGAUCCUGCUUUGGCCUGAUCCCGUCCUCACAGUCCAACAGCUUCCUCCUCCUGGUAUAGAAGAGGAGCCGGAGAAGCUGCCUGAAGCGAGACCAGGUCCAGGUCCACGUCCACCAUGGCGAAGGAGGAGUGCAAGGCGCUACUGGAUGCGCUGAGCAAAGUGACGGCCUGCUACCGGCACCUGGUGCUGACAAUUGGGGGGGCUUCGGACUCGCAGAACUUGCGCGAGGAGCUGCAGAAGACGCGGCGCAAGGCCCAGGAGCUGGCGGUGGCGGCUCGGACAAGGCUGACGACGGCACUGCGUGACAAGACCACGGGGAAGGAGGAGCGGGCAGAGCUGGAGCGGCUCUGGGUGCUCUUCUCCACCUGCCUGGAGCUGCUGGAGACGGACAUGCGCCGCGCCCUAGAGCUAGGCCAGGAGUUCCCGCUCAACGUGCCCAAGAAGCCUCUCAUCCAGACAGGCCUCAGUGGCGGGACCUCAGCUGUGGCCGCCCGGGCCAUGAGCGCCCAGAAGAUGAAGUACGAGGCCGGGCACGACAUCGACGCCGCCGACCUCAAGGACUUGGAGAAUGAGAUCAACCAGGUGGGCGAGAUGCGCUACGAGAUGGAGAUGAAGGUCAGUGUCCCGCAGUGGACUGUGGAGGCCAAGCAGGACCCCGGCGCAGAGCUCCACUCCACGGUCAGCGCCGGAGCCUCCUCGCUGGGCCUCAUCUCUGCUGAGGAACCCAAGGCCUUCUGCGACGUCAGCAGGGUCUUGGCCGGCAUAAUCUUCACCGCCGUACUCCUCGUGGCCAUCAUCCUGGCUGUCUGCGUAGCCAAGCUCUCCUGAGGGGUCCUCCUAUCUGCCAGAGGCCCAGAAAAGGAAGGAAGGCCAGGCCUAUGCCUUGCCCAGGGGAACUCCUUCUGGGGUGAGGAGCCAUUCUGUGGUCACGAAAGGGCCCUGGAGGUCUCUGCCCCAUACCUAUGCCAGCCAUGGUUUUGAGAGAUUCUAGCUUUACAGGACAGCCUAUAUCUGAGGUAUUUUAUUGGAGUAAAAGGUGUUUUUUUGCACAGGGAAACUUGUUAUUUGGGUUUGGGAUGCCCAGACCCUGAACCAGCUGCACUUUGAGAUAGCCUAGCUUUACAGAGCAGCUUAUAUCCAAGGUAUAUACACCUUUAUUGAAGUAAAAGGAAAAGAUAAACCUCUAUUGGAGUAAAAGGUGUUUUCUGCACAGGAAAAAAUUUGUUAUCUAGGGUUGGGAUCCACAUUGUUAGAAAAGAUGUUUGCACCAUGCCUAGACCCUGAACCGGCCGCACUUUGAGGUAUUCUAGCUUUACAGGACAGUAUUUCUGAGGUACAUACACCUUUAUUUGAGUAAAAUGCAAAGGCUACGAUGUUUUCUGCACCAGGAAAACAUGUUACCUGGGGUUGGUAUCCAUGUUGCUGUAAAAGGGGUCUGCUCCCUGUCCAUACCCUGAACCAGACACACUUUGAGAUAUUCUAGCUUUACAUAACAGUCUAUAUUCAAGGUACAUACACCUUUAUUUGAGUAAAAGGGGAAAGACCUGUUCGCUGCGCCCUUCAGAGUUGAUGAAAGAGAGGUAUUACAACUACCAGCUAUAGUUGCUAUUUCUAGAUUCGCUAUUCUGAGUAACCAGAAGCAAAUGUGGUUUGUGAAUAGCCUCCUCCGGUGGUGACCCAUGUUUACAAAUUGCACAUCGUUUGGAGGUUGGAAUGGAUUAAGGGACAAAACAGGGAGAUUUAGAAAUUACAUAGCAUUCCCUUUAAACAUCAGGAAUAGUGUCUCUGGACUGAGCAGUGGAUUUGUUUCCUCCUUCUAAAAAACAAUCUUUUAUUGUACUUUUUAAUCUCUGGAGUUAUGAUUUAAAGUUUCUGUUUCUGGGAUCAAAUUGCAUAGAGACUUGAAUCUUUAUGGGGAUGAGGAGACUAAUUGCAUAUUUGGCAAAUGUACAAUGUUAAAUGCAACCUAAAUCUACAAGAGGAAGAUUAAGCACCACUUACAGGAAUCUUAAGAAGCCCUGUUUACAAUUUAUGAUUGCAUAACAUAGUUUUCUUCUCCUUUGCUGGGGGUGGGAGGAAGGAAACUCUACUUCUUGGUAUUUUGGGUUCUUAACUCCAUGCCAGUCACAUUUAUAUAAAACGCCAUACUAUGUACAGAGAUUGACAUUUAUGGCUGAGUCCUCUGCUUUGACCUUAGUUAAAUUGUAAUUCAUAUGCAUAGGAACCAUGUUAGGCAGAACAAGAGUCUAAGGCUAUUUGGAAUCUUGUUUAGCACUGCUGAAUUAAGUGGGAGGUCUUUCCUAAUAAGUGUGUUUGGAUUGAAAACACUUAAAAUGUUAAGGCUUGUGUGCCAGUCAGUGUUUGUGAACUGCAGCAUCAGGCUACAGCUGUAGAAACAUUUUUAUGGAGGUAUUUUCUGCUUAUGUUUGUGGAAGUUGCUUUGAUCAAAUGUUGGUAUGGUCUGGGUUGUCAAUGCAACUGACUUUUGAUGUACAGUACAGCAUGGUGUUAAAUUUUAUGUAGGAAUGUAUGAAACUGCCUUAUAGUAAAUCAGGCUUUUGGUCCCUCUAGUUCUGUAUGACUGACAGUGGCUCUCCAAGGAUCCUAAGGAUUCUUUGGGAUCUUUUGUAACCCUGGCUAAUUAUACUGUCUUUUCCAGUCCUACCUGAAAUGCCAGACUGAUCCAGUUUAAUUCUAUGGUACAAAUAAGACACCUGAUCUCACGUUGACACUCUGAGGUUUGCACAUGUGCAUCUCCUAUUACUUAUAAUGGGAUUUAUAUAUUUACCUGCAAGAAUCAAGGCGAUUAGAAUCAAUCUUAUAAUCCUGACCUGCUCAAGCACUGACAUAAUGUGACUUGGAUGGCAGUGCUUGUGCCUGUGUCUGAUACAAGCCCUUUGAAAAACUGACAGCUGGAUGGAAUGUAAACGUAGGGCUUCAACUAAAUGUGGAAUAGCUUAGUUUUUCACAACAAAAAUUUAUCGGCACCUGCCAUACAUGCUUUCUUUGUUCUUUAUGAAAUGUACAAUGCACAGGUUACAUAAAACUGUUCUUUAAAGGACAUUGAUAAAGAACACAAGAAUUCCUUCCUGUGCAGGCAAGUUCCUCUCUAAAAUGUUCUUAAUCUAAAGAGCAGCAUAGUGGUUUUCCAAGAACUGCCAAUCCAUCUGGACUUAUGGCCAGGAACUGUUUGGUUCUACAAGUCAGAUUCCUGCCCUCUACACAUGAGACUAAGUCAGUGGGCUAGAUGACACGAGGGGCAGGCUUUUAUCAUUUACUCUUCUCCUCCCACAAUACUAUAACUAGUCCAGAUAGUACCAACCAGUACCCUAUACUGUCCGUGGUCUGGUAGUACCCCAUAUUGUCUAGGGUAGCUUACUAUAGAUGGAUCAAACUAACAGCAAACAAAAUGGUUCCACUGCCAGAAAAGAAGGAAAUUAUUGAGAAGCAAGGGGAAAGUAUCUACAUCUUACACUAUUACCCUGUGGAAGUGAAGGCACUGAAAACUGCAGUUCCAACCUUAACAGUGCUUGAAAAUAUGUCCCAUUCUUUUCAAGGGAACUUUCACAGGGCAUAUUUGGCAUUGGUGCAAUGAUCUCAUUAAUGUCUUUACAACUAGAUAUGUAUAGCCAGAUCCCAUAUAUGUUUGCACAGAAGGCUCCACUGGAUUCAAGGGUUGUGUGUAGUUUUAGGAAUGCUGAACCAUUGAAGUCUGAUUGUACAUGCAAUAGAACCUUCUGCAAAUAUGCCAGCUUGUAUGCACUUAUUUAAAUAAGCCCCACUGAAUAUAUUGGACCUAUCUAAGAAUGGAGCUGUUACCAAAAUCCUGUGACAUUGGCUUUCAUAUACACAUAUCUCGGUUAGAUGGGUAGGCAGUCAAUUCAAAUUUAAAAAAAUCUAAUCUAUUGCCUGCUGCUAACCACAUUCUCUUUGAGGACUACAGUAUCCCUAUGUUGGCUUUAGAAUUGUAUGUUUCAGCUUAUUUACUUAUAAGCAUAUAUGCAAAUAGAAUAUAUUUCAGGAUAUACCUGGCGAGGUUAGGCUUCUGUCCCACACAUUUUUCACAAUGUAUGUAACAGUGGUUGAUACUUGGCCUUUGAAGUGACAGGCACAUGUUGUCAAAGAAGUCUCUUAUUUUUUGUGGAGGAUGUAGCCAGGGAAGCCUUCUAAAGGUGUUAACACAAAAAUAGAGUCCAAAAUAAAAUUGUUCAAUAAGCAAGUGUUUUAAGAUGGCAUCCUUAGUUAAUUAUUGAGUGCAUCAAAUCUGUGUUAGUUUGUGGUUGUGAAUACCUCUGUUUCAUUGAACAAUUAUACUAAGGAAUGGAUUUGGGAUUUAAUUUGAGACUACGGCCUUGAGUCCCGUCCCCCCAGGGGUAGAGAAAGGUGGGAUAUAAAUAUGGUAAAUAAAUAAAAUACAGAAAUAAUUAACAAUUUUGAAUUCAUAUUGGUGCUACAAUACCCCACUUUGCAUGUAAUACUCAGACUGCUGCUAUUGAUCCUCUUUAUUUGUCCACUGUCGCUUCAAUCGUAGUUCAUUGAUAAGAUCCCACCUUUGCUUCACAAGGGCUAGACAUGUGUGCCACAGACCUUUUUAAAUGGGGCAACACUUGCACUUCAAACUUUCUGCAAAUGACAAUGUUUAAAUGCUGGAGAGAGAGAAAAACAGCAGGAGACUGGCUUUUCAUGUUUGAAUUGUAACUUUGUAGUACUCUUGUAAGGAACAAUUCUGUAUUCUUUGCACAUUCCAGUCUCCAGUCCAAGUAGCUCUGCAGCUGUGCUUGUUCUGGCACAAUCAGGAAAUACAGAUUCAGUAGCUGAGAGUAAUGUUAUUUUUUAUCAUUUCAAUCUAUAUGUGCUGUUACUCAUCUAAGUUUUUGUAGGUUUACGAGGUGUGAUUCAGUUUUGUUGAUGUUCAGAAUUUGUUUUGCAAAUGAUCUAUUUGUUGCAUAAAUUCAUAACAUUGUAAGGCACUACCUGCCUAGACAAUUCUUCUGUGGCAGAACCAGGUAGCAUUUCUGGUUUUCAAGUAAACAUGUUUUAAGAUGGAGAUUUAGGUAUGUUUGUAAAUGAGUAUCAGAACUGUAUUCCUUACAUUUAUUUAUUUAUUUAUUUACAGUAUUUAUAUUCCGCCCUUCUCACCCCGAAGGGGACUCAGGGCGGAUUACAGUGAACACAUAAAUGGCAAACAUUCAAUGCCAACAGACAAACAACAUUCAGUUUUAGACAGACACAGAGGCAUUUUUUUUAACAUCUUUCCAGCUUCACAAUUCCGGCCACAGGGGGAGCUGUUGCUUCACCAUCCAUUGGUGGCUGUUCUUCUUCUUCUUUUCCUCGUGAGCAGUUUUAUGGUGUUGUAGAUUAGUUAAAUUAGCCUCCCGCAUAAAGCGUCCCUAAAUUUUCCCUACUUGACAGAUGCAACUAUCUUUCGGGGCUGCUAGGUCAACAGCAAGCCGGGGCUAUUUUUAAAAAAAAUUUUUUAUGGUCGGAGGCUUAACCCGACCCGGGCUUCGAACUCAUGACCUCUCGGUCAGUAGUGAUUUAUAGCAGCUGGUUACUAGCCAGCUGCGCCACAGCCCGGCCCCCAGUUAGGGUUAGCGUUAGGGUCUUAUAUCUCUCUUAAAACAUGAUUCAGAUUUCCCUCUUGCCUGUUUCUCAAGAUCAUUCCCACCAUCAACUGUGUAUUCAUUCAUGUUCAUGGAAUGUAAAGACAGAAGAAAGUAUGAGACAGGAUUGCCACUUUCUAAUUACCUAAUACCUCUACCAUUAAUUAUCCAAGGAUGCCCAGGACAAUGGUAUGUGCAGUGUGAUCCACAGACAGACUCCGAUCACUUGGUCUGGGAAGCUGACUGAAUGCAAAGGAGGCAAAGACAUGUAUAGAUGUUACUGGUGAUGUAUUCAUAAUUUUGUACUUCAAGCCACACUAAUGAGAAUUUGGUUUCACGAAAUACACGGACAUUUGUCAUUAAAAUUAACCGCAGUACAUUCCAGUUGCUUUCUAGAAGUUUAGUAUGCGGAAGGGCGUGUGUUGUUCAGCCACUUGACAUUUUUUUAAAUAAUACUUCUUAGCAAUUUUAUUUAUGAAGAUUUGCUGCAACUACAGACUAACUGAAUAUUUUUAAAAUGUUGAGUUAAAGCUGAAGUUUAACUUUUGUUAAAAUGUGUACACACUUUUUUAAGAAGAAAAAAAAAAGCCUGAUGACACUCUCAUGUUUACAGCCUUAGCCAUUUUUCUUGAGCAAGAAUGUAUAUUUUCACUGGAAAGGGCAAGGGAAGAUUUCUUUUUGUAAAAAGAGAUUUUUAAAAAAUCAAACUUUGUUAUAUAGUGAGGAGAUGACAAAUUCAGGUAUUAUGACUGAAGGCAAUGAGAAAUUAUAAAUACCAACUGUGGUACAAAAGAAAUAAAAGCACUUUUGACUUCUACUGGUUGAGAUAUUUGUUCAAGGUCAGUAUUACAAAUCUGUUUUACAAUGACUGUGCAAGUGUUAAAUUGUAAUGAGCUGGUAUCAUUCCAUCUGUGCAAGAGCAUGGGUUUUUGUGCUCAGGAUAAAGCCUGUUGCUAUUAUUUAUUUAUUUAAUAUAAAUUAAUUAUUUAAAAUAAAGUCUCUUCUGUUAACUUUG
Messenger RNA from Anolis carolinensis (green anole), 7855 nucleotides. RefSeq names its product regulator of G protein signaling 9 binding protein (gene rgs9bp). Gene Ontology annotation, biological process: detection of light stimulus involved in visual perception; G protein-coupled receptor signaling pathway. The record is from RefSeq and is a predicted model, not a curated record. Bases 1352 to 2065 code for a protein of 237 amino acids. Gene Ontology annotation, cellular component: neuron projection. NCBI's taxonomy places the organism in Eukaryota, Metazoa, Chordata, Lepidosauria, Squamata, Anolidae. The transcript has a single exon.